AUUGGAAAAUGGUCGAAGUUCAGCGGGUCGCCUCUCGGUUACGAUUAAAAGCCUUCUUUGAACAUUUAUUUACCUUUGUUGUGGACAGUUUACUCUGAAUAUCUAUCUUCAAAAUGAUAGUUAAUGCACUAAGUAAAUACAAAAGGUAUUAUACUUUUUUAUCACUGCGAAAUUUGUCACACUUCCAGUUGUUACCGGACCGUCAGGAUCUCUCUUCAGACAGCUGUAGCUGUAGUUCCGCCCACCGGAAAAUGAUUGGCAUGAGAAGAGGAUUAUGGGGAGUUUCGCGCCAAAAUACAAUUUUUUCCCGCGAAACUUCGUUUCCGUACGGAGGAUUGAUUCACAAUACCUAUUCAGCUACAGUAUCAUCGACUUCAGAAUUCACUGAUCAAAUGCCUGCCUCUGCCGAAGAGACAGAUUACUCUCCGUCCCCUAAACGUGCCAGAAUCGACGAAGAUAUGCCGAACAACACAGCGGUAGUGCCUCCUGUGCUGCGUUAUGCAAAGCUGUCAGAGAACGCAACUCCUCCAAAGAAGGGGACAGAAUUCGCCGCCGGAUAUGAUUUAUACAGGUGGGUCCUCGAAUGUUCUGGGGCCUAUGCUGAGGACGUGACUAUUCCCUCCCAUGGGACAAAGACGGUGAUGACCGACAUUAAAAUUGAACUUCCUGAAGGUUGCUAUGGAAGAGUGGCACCGAGAUCAGGGCUAGCCCGAAACAAUCAAAUUGAUGUUGGUGCUGGUGUAAUUGACAGGGACUAUCGUGGUAACGUGGGUGUUGUGAUGUUCAAUCUUAGCAAGACAGACUUCAAAGUGGAGAAGGGAAUGCGCAUCGCACAACUAAUAUGCGAGAGAAUAUUCUAUCCAGAGAUAGAAGAAGUGGAAGAAGAAGAACUAACCAAGACUGAACGUGGAAGCAGUGGGUAUGGUUCAACAGGGACCAAAUGAGCUUGUCCACUGCAUGUUCAACUGUUCAACUCUAAAACACGUAGACCUAACACGGCAAGUGUACAUAGCUGGUACAGAAGAUUUAUUUGCACGGGGGGAUUAAGGUUCACUAAAGUACUGGAAAAUACAGGGCCAUGGCUGGUCCCCUCUGUCCCUUUAUUUUUUUCUGUAUUUUCAGGAACCUACAGUGUAGAUCCACUGCUGUUAUGCAUCACUAUAUCCCUUCUCUUAAUGUAUUUUAAGGAGUGUCUGAAACUUUGAAUGCGGCAAAAUUUAAAUAUGGGCAUUACGAAAGCCGUUCAUUCUUUCAGGUGUCAGUCUUUGCUGUAAUGUCAGUACUAUGGGAAAGGAUACAGAGAAAUUUAGAAGGAAAUACAAAACCUAAUGAUUCAAGUUUUCUGGUGCUACAUGUAUUCGGAGGCUGAGCACAAACACUGGAAUUUGGAAAGUCCUUUAAUCUUCUCCUAUCUUACCCCACCCCUACCCCACCCUCAGUAACCGUUAGGUCUCAUGGAGCGGGGGGGGGAAAAAUUUGGGACCAAAGUGAAUUCUCUGGUUUAACAGUCACUCAAUUUUUUUUGCCAACGUGAUAUCUUGUAAUUACAGUGGAGCACUGUCAUAUUAAAGUCCUUGGGACUUCACAAAUUUCUUUGUCAUAAUACAUGCAGUUACCUUGUACAUGUUUAGUGAAAACCAGAGACGCUGUACCUAAAAUUGUCCUUGUUAUAAAUAUGGCCUUUUGUUAAAGGUGCUUUCAUUUGUGUUCAACUGUACACACAGAAAGUGGCUUCGAGUCUAGCUUGUCUGAAAAUAGGAAUACAUUUUGCUGUGCAUGAAACAGUAAGCUGCACAAUAAUUUGAGCAUUAUUCAUAUGGAUAAUUCUACAUGGUGAUUUUUUUAGAUUGUUUUCAAACAUUAAAACUGAAUCAAUUUUUUGGUUGGUUACGAGCACUCAACCAUAACACUUUUGUCUCAAGUAUUCAGGUGCCAUUCAUUCCAAGUAUUUGGCUUUUUGUACAAACUCUGUAUUUUGUUUCCUUGACUUUUUGCGAACUCUAAAUAAAUGUAAAUUAUGGGCUUAAUUUUUUCCUGACUUGGUUUGGAUUUAUCCACUUGUUUCUGAAACGAUUUAAAUUCCACUUAAUGAUACCCACUGUUACCCCCAUUUUUUCUUAAAGGACUGCUGAAUUCCCAGGUCCCUGGAAAUUUUUGAAAAGCCAAAAUGUUCUUGAUUUUUUUUAGCCAAAAUGUCAAACUUUGUGGUCUUUCCAGCCAGGCUGUAUUUGUUAGAAAUUACUUUGAUUUUAAUAUGCGACACAAAUUUCCUUGAAAUCUUUAUUGUUUGAUUCCCCCAUCACCGCCACACAAAGCCAAAUAUUGAGCAACUUUCAAAAAUAAAAAUUAAGUCGC
Molecule: messenger RNA, 2355 nt
Organism: Acanthaster planci (crown-of-thorns starfish)
Lineage: Eukaryota; Metazoa; Echinodermata; Asteroidea; Valvatida; Acanthasteridae
Product: deoxyuridine 5'-triphosphate nucleotidohydrolase-like
Biological process (GO): dUTP catabolic process; dUMP biosynthetic process
Molecular function (GO): magnesium ion binding; dUTP diphosphatase activity
Source: RefSeq, a predicted model, not a curated record